AUGAAUACAAACACUUUAGAAACCGACCAUCUUCUACAAGAAGGAGAAGAUGGACUAGAAAAGUCAUACAAUUUUCGUGAUCAUAUGGAAAAAUUUCUUAAAGCCCGUCAAACGCAUUGGAUAGUUCUUUGUCUGGUCUUGGCGGAUUUUCUCUGCGUCAUGACAACAGUUGUGAUUACAGUUCUCUGGCCUGAUAUAAACGAAGAGGAGCAUUUCUUAAUUGAGGUCUUAUCAUUAAUUGCCUUUAUUAUCAAUUGCCUUUUUAUAAUUGAAAUUGGCAUGCAUAUUUUUAUAUUUGGGUUAGGAUAUUUCUUUAAAGGAAGUAAUUGGUUCAUACAUCUAUUUGAUGCUAUUAUUGUUAUUGCAACAUUUUUCUUAGAGAUAUUAUUAAAAGGAAAACAGAGAGAAGUAGCAGGAUUAUUGAUCAUUUUUAGGUUAUGGAGGUUGAUUAAGAUAUUAAGUGCCGUUGCAGUUGGUAUAGAAGAAUAUGUUGAUGAACAAGCAGAAAAUUUAAAAAGAAAAGCAGAAAGUUUAGAAAAAGAGUUAAAUAGAGUUUUAAAUGAGGUUAGUAAAAUUGCUCUUGAGGAUAUGUGGAGUGAGAAUAGGAGAGCAAGAGUUUUUCGUAAAUUUGCAGUUGAUGGAAGUAGAGAUGUUCCUAUUGAUGUUAUACAUGAGUAA
This is a messenger RNA of Scutellospora calospora, 678 nucleotides long. Lineage: Eukaryota; Fungi; Glomeromycota; Glomeromycetes; Diversisporales; Gigasporaceae. The record is from the annotation of a GenBank genome assembly.